Molecule: messenger RNA, 1209 nt
Organism: Coffea eugenioides
Lineage: Eukaryota; Viridiplantae; Streptophyta; Magnoliopsida; Gentianales; Rubiaceae
Product: putative nuclease HARBI1
Exons: 3
Coding region: 1-1209 (402 amino acids)
Source: RefSeq, a predicted model, not a curated record
AUGGAUAAGGAACAAAAUGAAGUCGAUGGAGAAUAUGACAUUCAACAAAGGAAGCGACAAUUGGUUGCUACUGAAAUUGUUUGUCAUGUAAUAAACAUGAUAAUUGCUCGAAAACUAAGUCAUGCAAAUUAUGUGGAUCGACCCAUUGGAUAUUGGUCUGCACAAUGUCAUUUAGUACGAGAGGAAUUAUUGAUGCAACUUAGUACAAAUGGAUAUUUGAGUAAGGUUAUCCGUAUGGGGCCAGAAACUUUUAGGCGCUUAUGUGACUUAUUGCAAACACAUGGUGGUCUACAACCUACUCAAAGAGCCACGGUGCAAGAGCAAGUUGUUAAAUUUCUCCAUAUAUUAACAAUUCCCUCAAAAAAUAUCACAAUGUCAUACUUUUAUCGGCGUUCUGGAGAAACUGUUAGUCGUCAUUUUCAUAGAGUUUUACGAGCAGUUAUAGCAUUGGAGGAUCAAUUUCUUCAGCAGCCUACGGGAGAACAAGUUCCUCCGGAAAUACUUAAUAGUGCAAGAUUUUAUCCAUAUUUUAAGGAUUGUGUGGGUGCAAUUGAUGGAACCCAUGUUCGCGUUAAGGUGCCUAAUAUUGAUGCGGCAAAAUAUCGUGGUAGAAAAGAGCAUCCAACACAAAAUGUGCUUGCUACAUGUUCUUUGAAUAUGAGAUUCACAUAUGUUCUACCUGGUUGGGAGGGAACUGCAUCAGAUUCAAGGAUCAUAAAAAAUGCGCUCACUAGAGAAGAUAAAUUAAUCAUUUCUAAUGGUAAAUAUUAUCUUGUUGAUGCUGGAUUCAUGUUGAGAAGGGGACUUCUUACACCUUAUAGAAAUGUAAGGUACCACUUGAAGGAAUACUCAAGUCAACAACCGCAAAACUUUCGAGAACUAUUCAAUUUGGGACAUUCAUCAUUGCGUAAUGCAAUUGAGAGAGCAUUCGGUGUCUUGAAAAAACGGUUUCCAAUCAUUGGAGAUACUCAACCAACUUAUAGUGUUGAAAUACAAUCACAAAUUGUGCUUGCUUGUUGUAUAUUACAUAAUUUUCUCAUGGAGUUUGACCCUGGCUUGGAGUACAUUAAUGAAGUAGAUGAAGAAUUGGCAAGUCAAUCUCCAUCGAAGGAGGAAAGCAGAGAUAUAAGUGCUGAAAAAGAUCAUGCUCAAGGAGAGGGUUUAAGGAAUGAAAUAGCAAUGCAAAUGUGGAAUGAUUAUAUACUUUGA